This is a messenger RNA of Eremothecium cymbalariae DBVPG#7215, 816 nucleotides long. RefSeq names its product Per33p (gene PER33). Gene Ontology annotation, biological process: endoplasmic reticulum tubular network organization; membrane organization. Gene Ontology annotation, cellular component: endoplasmic reticulum. The record is from RefSeq and is a predicted model, not a curated record. The transcript has a single exon. The coding region runs from base 1 to 816 and encodes 271 amino acids. NCBI's taxonomy places the organism in Eukaryota, Fungi, Ascomycota, Saccharomycetes, Saccharomycetales, Saccharomycetaceae.
AUGUCAAAUCCAUCUGCUAAUACACAGGGUAAGGUUAAUUCGAGGCCAGUGGCCCCACUGGCUACUGUUCUACGCACGAAGCUAAAGCAACCACAGUUCUACUGGUUUCUAGGUCACUUUCUGACCUUAUAUCAUUACUUCAGGUACAGUUUAUCGUUCAAGCAGGCGUCCAUCCGUCACCAAUAUGGUUCGGUUUUGUUUUACGUGUUUAUAACAUACGGCAUUGUAUUGUACCAGUUUUAUAAGUCAGGGCAAUUGAAACCAUCUACAGUGAAAUCCCAAUUGAGGACCCUCGACAAUCUGCAAUAUUUCGUUAUGACUUUUGUUUUAUGGUGCUGUAAAAAUUCUAAGAUAAUUUCCACAGCAACUCUUUCUCCGGUAAUAUUUGCGUUGUUCCAUUCUUUGAAUUACUUCAAGGAAAACUUGCUGCCAGCUUUACCGUUGCAGCCCGCAAUGAAAAACCUUUUGACUACCAGAAUUGCUUUUUUCAUCGCAAAUUACAAUGAGCAGUGUCUUAUGAUCGCACAGAACUCGGAAUUCAUUACCUUGGUUCAGGUUAUUGUGUUACUUCCAAUAGACUUCUUCUGGCUCUUGAUACGUUUCAAUAUUCAAAAUUUACUGAAGUUUGUUGCUGUUGCUACGUAUCUGUGGUUCUUCAAGUUACGGUACGUGCAAUCCCCACAGAUGAAAGCUAUCAUAGACCAAUACGACUUAAAAGCAGACCAAUUGUUCCAACAGAAUGCUCCACAAUUAAGUGUACAAUGGCAGAAACUGAAACAACUUCUUAUUCGCUUCUUUCGUUUGAUCCCCGUUUAA